GUUUAAGCGCCUUGGUGUUGGAUCACACCCCGAGAGCAUGGGUCUACCAUCGUUUCCUGUCGUUCAUUCGGUCAACCCAAAGAGAGGGAGCUACAAAAAGCCUUUGGAAAUCACCCCCCUCAAUUUGAUGGAGUAGUGUAAUGAAAAGGGAACUGUAUUUGUCCCUCGUUUAUUUCCCCCCAUUGCAUUGCGUUCCUGAAUUAGAGGCGCCACUUCUUUCGUAGUAAGCAUAAGGGUAAGACAAUCACAAACAGUCGUUAUUCAUUUCACGAGAACAUGCUAAAAUGCAAUUUAUUUUUGUUUUCAAAAGACAAUCCACCCUAUAAAAUCGCAAGGACCAGGAAGUUCAUCAACAAGAAUUAUACGCACCAAAGACGCACCAGAACAAAUAAUAAAACAGACUAACUUCUAUAGUUCGUGAAGAUCAUAGAUGAAAAUUUAGUUUUAGUUUUAGUUUGAAAAGGACUUUUCCCCGUUCGCUGGUUCAAAAUACCUAUCAUCUUGUUGGUUCUUCCUCCGUAGCUAAAACUUAUAGAGACAGACAUCAAUUCUUCCUCCCUGCAGGCGAUUUUUAUAGAGACCACAAACAUCAAGAUGACGAAUUGCUUCGACAAGAUACGUUUGCAGCAGCUAAUAGCUGAAACGUCGCACGUCGAGAACCUUGCAGCCAAUGUUUUCCACAUUUUCUUUUUGAAAAUGCAGGAUGCGAAACAGGAGAUGAAAACCGCUGCCCUUCUUCCUGUAGACGAAGCGAAAGAGGCGAUUCAGGACUUGAUUUGUAUUUGGAGCUACUCAGCUAGUCCUUGCUGUCGUGAAGCUCUAGGUUGUAGUUGUCAGAAGAGAUACUGUCUAUCUUCAUUUCUUUGUGGAAAUCAUAUUUUUGUCUGUGCGGCAUUUACGAUUAAAAAGCGUACGUGGAGGGUAGAUAACUAAAAACUAACCGCAAGUAGCGGCUAGAUGUCUACCUUUGUCUGACAAGAGAGGUAGCCCUCUCAAAAACUCUUUGCUCAGAUGAGUUCCGCGUGCAAGAUCCGGAUGCUGUGAAGAACUUGGGGGAACUUUUUGAUUUGCACUGCCUUGACCCCAAUGGGUUCACCUAUCAUGCGUUUAUAUCGCUCCUUCUGAUUUUGAUCCGGCGUAUUGUCUCGAUGGGCGAAAGUGGAGCUUUAUUGAGUGGCAGCAGUGGCGCAGAACAGGCUCAACCCGGUACAGCUGUUUUUAAGGGGGCUGGAGACCAUGAUCAUCCUUGAAACAACUCAUAAUCAUUUUGAAGUUCUUAUUUGCCUCUGAUUGAUUACAAUGCAGACAGAGGACUAGAAAGAUGUAGAUCAGAGUGCUGAGAAAGACGAAUUAGACCUGAAUAUGAAGUAGAGGUCCUCUAAGGCAACGGACGUCGAAGCGUUUGCACCAGGAUCUUCCGGAGGGGUGCAGAGAGGACAGCCACAAGUUGCACAGACUACUGCUGUCGUGUCCUCUGGUGGCUAUGCAGUGCCGAGUUCCGCGACUGUAACACCGCGAACCUCGACGACCACGCCUCAGCCGGCGUAUCGACAGAGCUCUGCGCCAUAUGCGACGCCGCCUUACGCGAUGGCUCAGCAAUAUGCGUCUAGACCCUCAAGCGUGCAGCCAGCUCAGCAGCAAGUUAUCAACUACAGCAACUAUCCAGGGUCGUCCGCGGGGCAGCAAGCUGCGGCCGCUCCUUCAGCUGCACCAUCGUCGAUCGGAGAGCCAGCUGCACCGGCAUCAGCCGCAGCGCCGGUUCGGCAGACGGUGACCACGAGGAUAUCAUGUCCGGCAGGUCAGGGUACUCCACAGCUGGGGAUGGAAGCAAGUAGUGCGAGCAGAGCUAUAUCUUUUAUAAAUAUAUAUGUGUUUUGCUUUUAGCAGACUCAGCAGUUGCAUCCAAUUGAAUUGGAUCCAUGUUUUCAAAGUAAGAGGAAAAGAGUAAAGACAGAAAAUACAACUUAGUGCUCGUACCAGAAUGACAUACACACUACCCAGGUAACACACCGCGAAUGUCAGCGAGAAAUUCUACUGUUGUUGGCAGGCAAUCAGCAGUUGGAACCACACCACCAACGCGGAUCAGCAACCGAUUUGCACACAUCAACUUGCUGCCAGUGUAUCAAUUCUUUGUGUGUAUGUCUUAAUUCAGGUACUGGUUAUAUUCUAUCCCGACUAGCGCAACUAGCUGUGUUUGAAGGGACCUCUGUGAGUCCACGAACUAUAGUUUGCUGUGCUUGUGAUACCUACUGUGCUCUACUCAAAAGAUGUCAAAGAUAUUGAAAGAAGCCUAUUUUUCACCUUGUUCAUCAGACAACUAACGCCGCGGGGAGGAGGAGCAACGAGAACAUCGGUAGUGCCUCCGCUAGGGCCGCGCGCCUCGAUCGUCCCGAAGGAGGAUAGAACAUAUUAUUGUACUUUGUGAUUGUUUAUUUCGUCGUGAUUUUCUUUGCCUCGCUUUUUAUGGAUGUCUCGCCUAAACCCUUUUACAACUUCAUCUUCACUCUUUGCAUCAAUAUUGAUCAUUUAUCACCUUCGUCUUAACACUAGUUUGCGCUUCACCUCAACAACACAGAUAGAGUUUCCAUGCCAGAGGGGCAGAAGAUAGCGCCAGUGCCAGUGGCGCAAAAGAAGGAACAGAUUCCUUCAACGCAAUUGAUGGAUAUGAGCAAAAACUGUGGCCCAGCAACCGGCGAAGUUGAUGGCUUCAAAGACUUGUACUAAGAUGAUGGCUUCAAAGAUUUGUACUCAGUAUAUGCUCAUGAUGGACGAUAAGGAAAAGGAUAUAGAUUUGAUUGUCCCGCCUGAUGAGAAGUACUGUAGUUAGAUCGCCUUUCAUUGUUUGUGAUCAUGAUAACUCAUGAAUAUACAAAGAAUUCCAUUUUUCUACAUUUUGAAGUUGUACUUAUUUUGUCCCUAACCUAACGAAACAACAGGUUGCAGCAAUAUGCUACACGGAUGUCGUCAGCGCAGUCAAAUAGGCCUGGAGCCGAUCCGGGUGAAUGGAAUCGCGAAUUAUCCGACCUGCGCAAUAACGCUGACCGCAUAAGAAGUUCGGUUGCUCCUCGUUGAGGGGGAUGUAUUCAUCUCUAUACGUCGCUAGUGAAGUAAGAAGUCAUCUUCUCCACGAUGCGUUUGCCGGACGUGUUUUUGCAUGGUUUGCAUAGAUACUGCGUUCAUAGUUCACGGUGAUCCUCUGUGUUUUUCAGGACCAGCGACUAUGUUUUUUCUCUCCUUCCUCGUGUUUGAUAAUUUUUCCGAAAUUCACAAUCCACUAUUCAGCUACUCUUCAAUGAUAAACAAGGCAAAUGGUUUGAUAUACGUAAUCUUCUUCAUAAUCUUCAAAUAACGCAACUAGAAGGGGUGAGUGGCACACGCACAUAACGAAGAAUGCAUAGGGCGACACCUCAAAGCUGGACUUACGGGCUUGCAAUAGAUUGGUGCCAACUCUAUUCGCGGUCAGGAAGAUCAUGGUGGACGACUUUGCUUGUCAUGCAUAUUGUAAAGGAACCACUCCUACUAGUACUAGUAUACUAGUUCAAUUCCUCAGUCACGGGAUGUGCUACAACAUCAGAUUGGUGCUGCACCAUGAUUUAAUACUUUCCCUAGAAGCAAAUAGGUCUAGACGGAGUAAACCAUUGACAUCACGGCGCGUGGCAUGGGAUUCGUAACAUCGUCACGAAAUAUGUACCUCGCUUGAGAAUUUAGCAAAGGCUGUAGAGGUUUAUAGGGGUACUAUCCCAUUUUACCCGGUGCAUAGAUUGCGUGCUAACGUUAAUGUGUCGCAUUUUUCAUGUUGUUGUGCUGAUCUUCUAUGUUGUCAUCUAUCUCCUAUUUUUCUACGUAGUCUAGAACUGGAAAUGCUCUGACACGGAGACAGUUGGAUAGAUGCCCGUCGCCUCCACAUGAGAUGACUGAUGCCUGCGUGACUGACGACUUUUGUGCUGUCUGUGUUGCUGACCUUUCGUAAAUGGUGUGUGCUUCAUUGAUUUAUCAACCGCUUAACAAAGACAUGCCACCACUGGAAAAACCUUACACCAG
Messenger RNA from Amoebophrya sp. A25, 4041 nucleotides. The record is from the annotation of a GenBank genome assembly. Lineage: Eukaryota; Dinophyceae; Syndiniales; Amoebophryaceae.